GCAAGAAGGAUACUCAGCACAUAUGCAGAGUGAUGAUCAUCUGUUUGAAGAAUCAGGCUUUGGAGCUAACCUUGAUCCUCCGAUGAACCCAACCCAUGUUCAACCACCCUGGGAUCAACUCCUUGAGCGGGCCUUGAAGAAUUCGGCGUGGUAUACUAUGUUGGACCUCGCUAGCGGCUUCUGGCAA
Messenger RNA from Racocetra persica, 187 nucleotides. The record is from the annotation of a GenBank genome assembly. NCBI's taxonomy places the organism in Eukaryota, Fungi, Glomeromycota, Glomeromycetes, Diversisporales, Gigasporaceae.